CUCAGGGGGCCGUGGCAAGAACGGGUUUACCAAUUACCAGUUAUCCAGCGUUCGCCCAGUUCCGCCGCGCCGGGUCAACUUCCCCAACUCCACUUGGCUCUCCGAGCAAAAACAGAGCUGUCGCUCAUCCUUUCCACUCGCUCUCUCCCUUUGAAUCUCGAACUCCCGCUCAAAGGCUACCCACAACCUCCUCCCCCCCCUCCCCCAGGCCAUGUCGUGCAAGCGUCAUCUCCGAUCCCGACCUGGGCUGCUGAUGCGUAUUUAGAGUCCUCUCCUAUCAAGCUACGAAACAAGGCCUGGACUUUCUGGACCCUCGGAGCCGCUUCGCGACGCGACGGAGCGGUUCGCCGCAGAGCUUGUUGUUUGGUAGCUCUCGCGAAUCGCCCGCAAUGGAGCCCCUCCCUUCAGCCUUCGACUCACCGACCCAUUAUAGAAACAAGUCGGCAGAGUCCCAAAUUCGCAUCGAUGAGCUGCCAGCCGUGAACCGAACCCGUCAUGGAGGACUUCACAACAAUGCGACGUCUCCUUUACGCCGCGCCAACACGGUGGCACAGAGUGGGAACCUCAUUAAGAGGAACCUGGAACUCAAGGCUACACGAGAAAAGAUCGGCAUGACGACUGGGUUACGUGCUAAAGAUAGCCAUGAAAUGUCACGAAAUGCCCCAUUACAACGAUCCAAGACCCAAAUACACCGGCCCCCGCUGGAAGCCAGCCCAGCGGGACGCAAAGCAGGUCAUUUUACGGUUGGUAGUGUCGGCCAGAAUGGCAAGAUCUUUCUCAGGCCGAUUGCAAAUGCGCCGCAGAAAGCCUCUUCAAUAGUUCCAUUCUCCUCUAUCGAUCAAGUAGCGAGCGACCGUCUUCAGCCGCAAAGACACGCGCCAGUUCGAGAUGACCCGUCACGGUGGUCGAGUUCGCAGCUCUCUGAACUUCGCCCACGAGGAAACCUCGCCGAUGAUAACGAGUCUGUCUUUUCCUCCGAAGCACCGCGGCCCGAAUCCAACCUCUACCAUCGACAACGAUCCAAUUCCUUCUCUACCAUUUCAGAGCAACAGUCGGUAUCGGGUGCUGGAAAGCGUGGAGAGUUGCGCAUUGUGAUUGACCGAUCGGAGGAUCGACCCAAGUCGGCUGGCGAAAAGACUGGCAACUCGGCUCUAGAAGUCCCUAUCCCCCAUUACCGGCUCGGUUCCCCACAUUUCAACACUGAAGGUAGUGCAAUCCUGCAUAGUUCCGUCUACACGCGGACCUCAAUGUCCGACAACUUUCGAAACUCGACCUUGCUCGGUGGCAUGGCGGAUCCGUUGCCAACUCAUCUCCAAAGCGCAUACAGCAGAGAUUCCUUUUCUCGAAACCGCCCCUCUUUUGCGGUUUCUUUAUUCUCUGGGACUGGCGCUAUAGAUCUCAGCCGAGCUUCCCCCAUCCCGAGGAACUCGGUGGUCUACGAGUUGAAGGGACCCGUCGAGCCCUCUAUCUAUGAGGCCUUGGUCUCGGAUAUGGAUGGUGAAUCGGUCGUGCGGUAUAUUCCUGGCACCAAAGAUAUAAGUGCAGCUACGCCCGCCCGCAUCGUCGCACAGAUCUCCUCCGAGUCGUUCAUGGACUACGAGCUGGUCUCAGAUUUCUUCCUCACGUUCCGCUCGUAUCUUUCCACAGGCCACCUACUUGCUCUACUUCUGGCACGUCUACAAUGGGCUAUCAACCGCCUUCAGGAGGAUGGACGCAUUAUUCGUAUCCGGACCUUUGCAGCACUUCGUCAUUGGAUCUUGAAUUAUUUUGUCGAUGACUUCGUUGCAAACUUCGAUCUUCGAACCCACUUUUGCGACACUAUCAACAUGCUGUACGAUGACGUGAAGUCACGAGAGACCGGCGGUAUGAGUGAUUUGAAGAUUCUAAUCGAUUUGAAGCGUUGUUGGAAUGGCAAGUGCUCCGUCUAUUGGACUGCAACGGAACUUUCACGUGCCUACAAUGAUCCCGAUACUCCAAUUGCCCCAGGUAGCAUUCACAUUGACUUGCCUCCUGUCGAAGCGCUUCACCAGAGCGCUCCCCCCGAGGGCAAAGUUCCUCAGGAAGAUACGAGGUCCCGUGACAGUCUGCCCGUGUCCAUACAGCAUGACCGGAAUGAUUCUGCUGCCACUGCCCAAAGCAUACCUUUCUCCACCAAGAGUGAGCAGAGUGUGGUAGCACUGUCGUGUUCGCUUCCACCCAAAUCUCUGAAACGCUUGUCUAUGCCUUAUCUAAAAGGCAAGGCACCGCACCCGGUACCUUUGGGCCUUACCAAAACCACGUCUCCCCACGAACCACCUCCUUCAUCACCAAAGCUGUCACGGUAUCCCUUUCAUGGCCAUACACACAAGAGAAGUGGUAGCUUCUCUGAUUCCGUGCGAGAUGAUCGAGUGCCUAUGUUUGGCGUAGAACCCAGUUCGGCCGUACCUCCGCCGCAAGAGAUCGUGGACCCCGUCAGCUUCAUUCGCGGGGCUCUAUAUCCCCCGGCAGAGUCGUACAUGACAAUGAUGGCACCGGACUCUCCGCCGCUGGCUCCUCCCUCAAACUCAUCUAAUUCGGAUCGACGAAGCAUCCCCGAUGGCGGGCCGAAAACGGGGCCAUCGAAUUCGGGCGUGAGAACUAUCAUUGGAUCGAUCAAGCGAGUACUUCAUACCAGAAAUGGCGGCCAAAGUGUCUCUGCUAGGAUUGCAAAUGCUUCCGAAGCAAUUUCGCUACCCUCUCGUGGGAAAACAUCCGCCAUGCCUAACCAUAUUGCUUUGGGAUCUGAAUUCUAUCGUGAGAGGAAGAUGGCUGCUGGUCCUAAGCGGCCAGCUCGAAUUGAUUUGCUCUGUGAUCAAUCGCUGAAACAAUAUCGUCAGAUGAUGGGAACACACGAGGCUCAGAGAGAGACGGCUCAGCAGCUAGCCGCUGCCCCUGGCUUCCAAAAUGCCUUGCCCGAUCCUUCUAUAGAGCUCCCCCAUCUCUCGCCUCUCGAAACCCCUAGAGCGGACGGCUCUAAGAUUAAGAGUGGACUUACUACCGGCAGUGGAUCCAUCGUUAUUGUAGACGACACUGGAUUCGAGUUUCCUGUCAUGUCAGGAGCUGUGCAGGGUUAUGAACAAGCUGCCCCUGAUAAUCAUAUUAGUUCGGAAAGCAAAGUGAUGUCGGUCAUGACAAAUGGCCAGUCACAAAUAUCAGUGCCAGCACCUUCGAAACCCCCUGGCUCUCUUGCACAACGACGGUCCUUUUGUACCGAACAUCAAGCUACACCCACAAAGCGAAUGUCGCUCUCUCUUCGUCUCCGAAAGUACGCUUCUUUCCAGAGCGGGAUUUCAAAGCAUCGUCUGUCGAUGAAUAGCGAUACUAGCAAGUCCAACGCAGGCUCGUUCACCACGCAAGACCUCACAGAUAAGCCGAUGGGCCCAUCCCUUCGUCGACGACCUGGCGGCAAUUUGCGUCAGAUGCAGUUUGUGGAUGAGCUGGAACCAGGUUCUGGUCAUGAGUCCUUUAUUUCUACAGGCUCUUAUGGUGAUUCUUUGGCGGAGACCAUCUCCACAGCCAACGAUCAUGUCGAACGCCCACCGUCAGCUCUGAUCCCUCCAAACCCUCGAUUCUCCUUGAUCCAAGGUGGUUCUAACCGCAAUCUGCGGCGCUCUUUUGAAGCAGCUAUCGCUCAAUUUGCCCAGAUUCCUGACGACGAUGAUGGGGGCAUCGAAUCAACGUUACUCAAGCUUGAGGGCAAGUGGAGAGGACCGGGCGGCGUUCAACAAUUUAGUGGACGUGACGAGAGUUCUCGUGUUGAUACUGAAAGGCGUGAUAAGCCUGACUGGGAAGUCCUUGCUCGACGCCGGCAGACAGACAAAUCGGCCUACUCUACCGUUGGGGGGAGACUUGCACCUCCCCGGCCCUACUCGGACUCCGUGGCCGAGUCUGAAGAGUCUUACAACUCCAUUCCUCUUCUUGAGCGAGGACUGACGGACGAGUCAAUGCACCGGCCGCCCACGAGUCGACUCCAUGCCGCCGAUGCUUAUGGUGCUCCACUCAGUCUUAUCACUAGUCGAGAUACUUCUGAGCUAGCAUCAUCGCACCCGUCGAUUCAGAUCAUCCAAAAGACGGAUAGCAUACAACGUAUUCCCCGUGGAUCGACGGUCCCUGAACUUGGUUCAGGGUCGGCUGGGCAGAAUACUCCCAAGCGCCGGUCUGCUUUGUCCUCGGAGUUGUCUGUUGACAUGAUUGAUUCGCGAGAAGUCCUGGGGGGCCGGCUGUCUACCGAUACUCGCAGCCUGACCGGUUCGACCGUUGAUAUCCCACCGCAUCCUCUAGCACACCCACCUUCUCCUCCGAUGACCAUUCAACAUCCCGGCUCAUUCGGGUCUUCCGUGUCGCCACUGGACAAGGUGUUGUUCCAACCACAGCCUCUCACACCUGAGACGUCUCCCAGGCAUCGGGAGGUGGAUACAACCAAUAUCAGAUCCAGAAAUGUCCCCCAGUUCUCGACUGAUGUCCUCUCCAAUUCAGAGAAGAAUCGACCCGUCCAAAUGACUCUCAACGAGGUUGGGCCCGACCACGUUCCUUUCAUCCUUGCUUGCGAGUCUCAGAUGCUUGCUCAGCAGCUAACUCUGGUCGAAAUGGCUGCCUUAAGUGAGGUUGAUUGGCGGGACUUGGUGGAGAUGAAGUGGAGCAGUGCUUCUCCGGCCAUCACAUCCUGGGUCCAAUUCCUGUCUUCGGAACAGCGCAAAGGCAUUGAUCUGGUCGUUGGGCGCUUCAAUCUGAUGGUGAAAUGGGUCGUGUCCGAGAUCGUUCUCACCCGAGACGUUCAUGAGCGAGCCCGCACCGUUGUCAAAUUCAUCCAUACCGCUGCUCAUGCACGUCGCAUCUGCAACUAUGCGACGAUGCUCCAGAUCGCGAUUGCUUUGGCUUCGUCGGAUUGUACUCGGCUACAGAGUACCUGGCAGCUGGUUCCGGCGGAAGACAAGCGGAUGUUCAAGGAUAUGGAAUGUUUGAUUCAACCCGUUCGCAACUUCCAUGAUCUUCGUGUGGAAAUGGAGACAGCCAACCUCCAAGAAGGCUGCAUCCCAUUUAUUGGCCUUUACGUACACGACCUGACUUACAACGCACAAAAGCCAGCCCAGAUUCACAGCUAUAGCGGGGGACCACUGGUCAACUUCGAACGGUAUCGCACAGCGGCUCGUAUUGUCAAGAGCCUUCUUCGCCUCAUCGACGCUAGCACGAAAUAUCGCUUCGAGCCCGCUCAAGGUAUCAUCGAGCGGUGCUUGUGGAUCGCAUCCCUCUCCGAAGAGGAGAUCCAACUUCGAAGCAAGAGGCUUGAAUAAGCCUAUAUAUAAUACCUGCCUUCCAUGAGAUAUACGUCUUUUUGCUUUUUGCUUUUUUUUUUUUUUGUUUUUCUGAUGAUUGAACUCUUCAUACCCCCUUUAACUGCAGAGGUUUCUAGGCUGCCUGCCAUAUAUCCUGUAUCUAUAUUUGCAUCACUUGAUUGUUUUUCUUUGGGAAUACUUGCAGUUGUUUUAUCUGUUUGCGUUUGAAGCGAGCAUCUGCAUACGAGUUUGGGAAUUUGGAAAUAUCACGGUUGAAUGGUAGUCACAAUUGGUUUGCUUUCUACCUUGGUUACAUACCCCACGGCAUAUCCCAAUACCACGUUUGCUUGCAUUGCAACGUGUCGAUUGAAUUGAGCGAGUUUAUUGUUUAGUGAUAAUCUCCAGUAGAUCGUCC
Molecule: messenger RNA, 5706 nt
Organism: Penicillium brasilianum
Lineage: Eukaryota; Fungi; Ascomycota; Eurotiomycetes; Eurotiales; Aspergillaceae
Source: the annotation of a GenBank genome assembly